Messenger RNA from Pyricularia pennisetigena, 1734 nucleotides. RefSeq lists its product as uncharacterized. NCBI's taxonomy places the organism in Eukaryota, Fungi, Ascomycota, Sordariomycetes, Magnaporthales, Pyriculariaceae. Gene Ontology annotation, biological process: lipid metabolic process. The transcript is spliced from 4 exons. The record is from RefSeq and is a predicted model, not a curated record. Bases 1 to 1734 code for a protein of 577 amino acids. Gene Ontology annotation, molecular function: triacylglycerol lipase activity.
AUGGCCGUAUUUGGUUUCUUGGGAGGAAUUAUUGGCUUUUUCACCCAGUGGAUUUACGCCUUCUUUGCGUGGAUUCUAGGCAAGUCACCAAAGGCGACAUGGCGAAGAAAUCUUCGCAAUGCCCAAAGCUACAAGGACUGGCGCACUGCUGCCGACCAGCUUGACUCCAUCUACGGUUUCGAUAAAUGGCGAAAUGACAUGAAAUCAAACCUCUACGGCUGGAAGGCGGUUCAAGACCACCUCACCGAGUUACAGAGGGCAACAGGUGACCCUACCUUGCACCACACCCUUCCAAACUUGAUCAGGUCGGGCUUGACACGCAACAUGGGCAACAUCACCUCGACAAAGCUUUAUCACCGUGCUUUCGGCGGCACCAAGCACCUGAUUGAGCACUAUGUCGUCCAAGUCGGCAUCUCCAUCAACAAGGUUCUGCUGCCCGACUCAUGUUCUGGGAUCGAAGAGGAAGGGGAAGAGUCCACCCAAGCCGGCACGGGAGGACACCGCGGAGCACCCGUCGAGCUUGCAGUUACCCCCAUCACUUCCCGACGCGUGCAAGGUCUAUGGACUCUGCACGACAAAAAGACGGCCGCCGCCGACUUCCAGCGAUCCUUUGGUCACACUUGCUUGAUCCUCCAGGGUGGUUCCAUCUUUGGCAUGUGCCAUCUCGGCGUCGUCAAGGCGCUGCACGAAGAGGAAUUGCUCCCCCGCUGCAUCACGGGCACAGCCACUGGGGCGCUCAUCGCCGCUUUGGUCGCUACCCAUACUGACGAGGAGCUGCCCAGGGUCUUUUCUGGUGAGCUGGUUGAUCUCAGCGCGUUUGAGACUCAUGCGCGAAAGACAAGUUCCGGCUCUAGGUGGGCAACGCUGUUCCGGCGCCUCCGCCGAUUCGUGAACAAGGGCUACAUUCUCGAUUUGACCGUGCUCGAGCAGCUCGUGCGGGACAACGUGGGUGAUAUGACCUUUCAGGAGGCUUUCGAGCGUACUGGUAGGGCUCUCAACAUUACUGUCGUUUCCUCGGGUCAGGGCGGAGUGCCCACCGUCCUUAAUUAUCUCAGUACGCCUAAUGUGCUCAUCUGGACAGCAGCGGCAGCCUCUAAUGCAGACUUGCCCUCGCUCUAUGGUAGUACGACGCAGCUAAUGCGUAAGGGAUAUGAUGGGAAGAUCGAACCAUGGGGACCGCCGAGAACCUUUAGGCACUUUUCGCAGGCGCAAUACACGGAGCAAAACUCACCAAUCCGCAAAAUCGGCUCGCAGUUCAACGUCAACCAUUACAUAGUAAGCCAGGCACGGGCAUACAUGCUGCCCUUUCUCAGGCCAGACAUGCACGGCCCCGUAUCCAGCUUCAGCUGGAUUCUCAACGACCUGGCCUGGUACGCCGGUCUCGAGGUACGACACAGGCUACGCCAGCUCGACAGGUUCGGGCUGAUCCCGGGCCGCAUAAGGCGCCUUGUGAUCGACGAUGUCGUGCCCAGCGGCAGAGGUCUGACCGUCGUGCCCGACGUCAAGAUGGCCGACUUUGCACGCCUCCUCGAGGUGCCCACGCAGCAAUCGCUGGCGCACUGGAUCAGGGUCGGGGAGAAGAGCGUCUGGCCGGCGUUGGCAGCGCUCCGGGUCCGCUGCCACGUCGAGUUGGUCAUACAAAACGCCCAGGAUGUUCUCGACGCGACUAACGAGGCCGAGUACGCGGAUCUGGGAAUGCCAAACACUGAAGGCAACGGUGCGGGUAAGGCAUGA